GCGCGUCUCCACCGCGCGUCUCCACCGCGCGUCCGUCUCCACCGCGCGUCACCACCGCGCGUCCGUCUCCACCUCGCGUCACCUCUCGGCACUCGCUUUCGGUUUUGGAGUGAAAAUGGAGAAACGCUGCGCGGACGCGCGAGUCAAGGGGGUCAGCACCGGGACAACCAUCCUGGCGGCCAUCUUUGAUGGAGGGGUCGUGAUUGGUUCAGACUCCAGGGCUUCGAUGGGAGGGGAAUACGUGUCGUCAAAGACCAUCAACAAGGUGAUUCAGGUUCAUGACCGGAUUUUCUGCUGCAUGGCCGGCUCACUCGCAGACGCCCAGGCCGUCACCAAGGCUGCUAAAUUCCACCUGUCUUUCCACAGUGUCCAGAUGGAGACGCCUCCUCUGGUGGUGGCCGCCGCGUCGAUCCUGAGGGAACUGUGUUACAAGAACAAAGAGGAGCUGCAGGCCGGGUUCAUCACAGCAGGCUGGGACAAGAAGAAAGGACCGCAGGUGUACGUCGUGUCUCUAGGCGGGAUGUUAAUCAGUCAGCCUGUGACCAUCGGUGGCUCCGGCAGCACUUACAUCUACGGCUACGUUGACGCCAAAUACAAACCCAACAUGAGCAGAGAUGAAUGCCUACAGUUUGCCACUAAUGCUCUUGCUUUGGCCAUGGGCAGAGACAACGUCAGCGGGGGCGUGGCUCACCUGGUGGUGAUCACGGAAACGGGGGCGGAGCAUGUGGUUGUACCUGGUGACAAGCUGCCCAAGUUCCAUGAUGAGUGACCAGCCUGAAAACCGCCAUUGAAGUUUUUUUUUUUCAUUUUGCAUUAUGGCGAGUAAUGAUUUGGAUUCCACGCGCCACAGUUUUAUAACCAAUCUGCUCUGUGUUGUACUGGAAUAUGACAAAUUGCAUUCCUGAAUUCAGCAGCAUGGAACAUUAGUUAGUUGUCUGUCUAUAUGGAAACUGUUGAGUCUCUGUUAUUAGUUCAGACAAACUCUAGGACAAACGUGAAAACUCCACCAUCAACUCUCAAAUCCUCUUUUCCAUUAUAAUUCAGUUGACAUUCUGUCUUUCAUGUUUCGUGUUGAUGUUUUUAUUUCAUGAGGAAAUAUGUGAAAUUCAAAUAAAUACUUUCCAAAACCUC
This is a messenger RNA of Scophthalmus maximus (turbot), 1131 nucleotides long. It is a transcript of the gene psmb12, whose product is annotated as proteasome 20S subunit beta 12. Gene Ontology annotation, molecular function: threonine-type endopeptidase activity. The transcript has 6 exons. Bases 116 to 769 code for a protein of 217 amino acids. Gene Ontology annotation, cellular component: proteasome core complex. Lineage: Eukaryota; Metazoa; Chordata; Actinopteri; Pleuronectiformes; Scophthalmidae. The record is from RefSeq and is a predicted model, not a curated record.